Closterium sp. NIES-65 is the source of this 2313-nucleotide messenger RNA. NCBI's taxonomy places the organism in Eukaryota, Viridiplantae, Streptophyta, Zygnematophyceae, Desmidiales, Closteriaceae. The record is from the annotation of a GenBank genome assembly.
AUGGCUCCUCCUCGCAAAAAGGCCGAACCGAGAAAGGAGGAGAGCGAGAACGAGAGCGAGAGCGCGAGCGAAAGCGGGAGUGCGAGCGGCCAGGGAAGCGGGGAUGAAAGCGCAAGUGAGAGGAGUGAGGGUUCCGACGAGGGGUCUGACAGGGACAGCGACGCGGAGGAAUCGGGGGACGAAGGAAGUGAAACUGAAGCAGAGGAGGAGGAUGGGGAGAAGAGUGACGAGGUGAGCGAGAGAGACGCGAGAACGGAGAGUGACGUCAGCGAUGCGGACGGGGAUGAGGAGGAAAAUAAUAGGGUUUCAGAUAAGACGGGAGCGAAAAGAGCGGGAGGGUUACGGGGGAAGGAGACAGAUGCAGGAGGGGAAGGGGUUCCAGCCUCACAGCCCGGGUCAGUCCAAUCAGGAAACGCCACAUGUCCUGCUCCGCCUCUCCCUCCUCUCGCCACGUGGCACCCAGCCGUGGCAGCAGCCGCCACUCUCGCGCUUCAGCCCUGGUCCCCUGUUGCCGCCACACUCGUCGUCCUAGGGUUCGCCCUCCUGCUUCUGCGGCAGGUGUCUGCUGUCAUUAAGACAUUAGUAGUCUUAAGAGAGAAGGUUAAUAGGCUAGAGGCGGACGGAGCAAGCGCGGGGGCUGGAGGGGACGGGGGACUGGGUGAAGGGGAAGAGAGCGAGGGGGAGGAGGAGGAAGAGGAGGGAUCGGAGGACGUGCCGGUGCCGCCCAGGCUGGAGUCGGCACUGUUUGAGUUUCGUCCGCUAGUGGACGAGGUGUUGGCUCUGACAGGCGGGGAGGCGUGUGAGAAGGGAGUGGAGAUAGCCGCGCUGGUCAUGGACUCGGUGCCUGCAGCGGUUGUGGGCGAUCCACUCCGACUCAGACAGACAGGUGUGUGUGGUGAGCCCGAGGCUCUGACAAGUGCGUGUGAGAAGGGAGUGGAGAUAGCCGUGCUGGUCAAGCGAGUGGAGAUAGCCGUGCUGGUCAAGCGAGUGGAGAUAGCCGUGCUGGUCAAGCGAGUGGAGAUAGCCGUGCUGGUCAAGCGAGUGGAGAUAGCCGUGCUGGUCAAGCGAGUGGAGAUAGCCGUGCUGGUCAAGCGAGUGGAGAUAGCCGUGCUGGUCAAGCGAGUGGAGAUAGCCGUGCUGGUCAAGCGAGUGGAGAUAGCCGUGCUGGUCAAGCGAGUGGACAAUGUGCCAGCAGCUGUUGUGAUUCUUCUCAACCUCUUCACUGUUGCUGUCCGCCUCACCGAUCGGGGCCACAUCUUCCUCUGUGUGCGUGUUGCCUUCGACGCUCCCCACAAACCAGCAGCAGCAGCAGCAGCAGCAGCAGCACCAGUGGCAGGAUCAGGAGCAGCAGGAGGAGGAGCAGCAGCAGGGGAAGGGGGGGAUGGAGGAGAGGAGGAGAAGGAGAGGGCAGCACGGGGCAAAACGUCUCUCAUGAAGGGCGAGUACCUGACUCUGAGCGGGUUACCAGCAGUGGACGGCAGCAACAGCUGGCCUGCCGUCUGUGAGAUGCUGAAGCAGCAGGAGAACCGACUAAAAAAAUCACCCUCUGGUGGCGCUGCUGGUGGCGCUGCUGGGACUGCUGCUGGGACUGCUUCUGCUCCUGCGGCUGUAGCUGCUUCUGGCAGCGGCAGCGGCGGUGGUGGUUCUGCUGCUGCUGCUACUGCUGGGGGUGCAUCUGGAACCGGGGCAAGGGCAGCGGCGGACAGGAGGAGGAGGGGCAUCCGGCUGGUGUUUAGUCUGGAGGACACGGGGGCGGGGCUACCGGGGGAGGUGCUGGCAGCGAGGGAGCGGCCGUUUGAGGCGGUUCACAUGAAGCUGCAGCAGAAGUACGCGGGCGUGCCGCUGCUGCUCUGCUUUGCUGAGAGGCUCGUGAACUCCAUGUCAGGACAAAUGUCGCUAUCCACGCGCGUCAGCACCGGCACCACCGUCACCUUCGACGUACUCCUGGACCAGCCUCCCCCAGGUGCCCCCUCCCCUGGCACUGGCGGCAGCAGCGGAGGCUCAGCUGGAGGGGUCGGAGCAGUAGCAGGAGGAGGAGGAGGAGGAGGAGGAGCGGCAGCAGCGGCAGGGGGGGCAGUGCCGCGGGUGUUUCACAUAGGGUACGGGGCGAUAGGGGACGAUCAGCACGCGGAGUGUGCGGGGCUGAGGGCGAAGCUGCGGGGCAUGCGGUGUCUGGUGGUGGAUGGGCGGCCUGUGAGGCAGCAGGUGACUGCCACGUACCUGGCCCGCAUGGGCCUCCGAGUUGACCUCUCUGACAGCGUCCCUGCUGCUGCGCUGGCACUGCGACACUCAAGGCACCUCCCAGGUGGGUGA